Messenger RNA from Rangifer tarandus platyrhynchus (Svalbard reindeer), 402 nucleotides. The record is from the annotation of a GenBank genome assembly. NCBI's taxonomy places the organism in Eukaryota, Metazoa, Chordata, Mammalia, Artiodactyla, Cervidae.
AUGGGCACCCAGAUGAUUCCCACCCAGGAGGUGCUGACUCUGUGCCAGCUGUGGUCACAGGGCCAGCAGGUCAUCCUGCGGUACAAGGACGAGGCAUCCAUGAGUCAGCAUGCAGAACUGUGGCCCUGUAUCCCCUACUGGUGGGGGAACCAGGUGAAGCACCUAGACCUCGUCCACUACCUGGAGCACAUGAAGAGCUGCAGCCACCCAAGUGAGUGCCACCUUCACACUGGGACACCUGAUCACAUGCAUGUCCUAGCACAUGCGGCUGGCUUUGGGUUCAAGUGGAGAAAUGAAACAGGACGUAUUAGGGGACAUUAUCCUGUUCACCACAUGGGCGUGGGCAUCCUUGGGGACAUCACUCUGUCCACCACAGGGGGUCAGGAUGUAGACAGGGCGUGA